Ceraceosorus guamensis is the source of this 3156-nucleotide messenger RNA. RefSeq lists its product as hypothetical. Gene Ontology annotation, biological process: magnesium ion transport. The record is from RefSeq and is a predicted model, not a curated record. The transcript is spliced from 5 exons. Gene Ontology annotation, molecular function: magnesium ion transmembrane transporter activity. NCBI's taxonomy places the organism in Eukaryota, Fungi, Basidiomycota, Exobasidiomycetes, Ceraceosorales, Ceraceosoraceae. The coding region runs from base 169 to 2985 and encodes 938 amino acids. Gene Ontology annotation, cellular component: membrane.
CAUCCCUCACUUUGGCCGAUCACGUUCAGAUCUCAUCCAUCCUCGCUUCGCAGCUGAGCUGCUUCGACUCGCGAACGCGGAGCAUCACGCCCCCCUUGAGCUAGCUCAUCGUUCCGCAGAACUGGCCACAUUCUGUACUAUCGAUUCCCGCUCGUUUGCGACCGCGGAAUGCUACUGCCUCUCUUGAGCAAUGCUGGGAAUACGAUAACGCAAGCAAUCGACUUGCACAGCAAGCUCUUGGCCGCGCACACGAUGCUGGCUCUCCCUUCCCGAAGCGGGGAUGAAUUAAACGGCGCAGGCAUGGUCACAGUGGCAGCAGGCCCGGGGGGAAUAUCAGUUCCAGUCGCCAUCGUCCUUGGACUUCUCUCCUCCUUCGUCCAGUCGCUAGGCCUCACCUUGCAACGACUCUCGCACAAGUCAGAGUCAGCGCGAGCAUCUUCUCGACAGAGGACAGAGUGGAAACGUCCGCUUUGGCUCGUCGGAUUCGCCAUCUUCAUCACUGCUAAUAUAGGUGGCACUGUUUUCCAAAUCGACGCGCUGCCCAUCGUCAUGCUGGCACCGCUCGGUGCAGUCAGUCUGCUCUUCAAUGCUUUGCUCGCGCGUUUCCUGCUCGAUGACUUUUUCAGUUGGAACAUGAUUGGAGGAGCAGUGCUUAUAGGCUACUUUGGGGCCAUCCAAGAGCAGCCUCACAGCUUGGACGAGCUCUUAGCUCUGUACUCGCGUCCUGCAUUUGUGGCCUUUGGCUCUUGCUUUGCUCUGUCUCUAGCAGGGGUGUUGACUGGUGCGCACUUGACGGAAUUUGCUUUGAACAAGCAUGUCCGACAAUUAUCUUCUGGCGAGCUGGAAGGGCGCUCCCGCUCUCUCAAGCGGAGACGGCGCAAGAGCUCCAGCGGCUCCAGCGCAUCUUCCACAUCCUCGGAUCGCAGUGGGGCUAGCGAUGGGAACGGAAGUAGUAGGGGCGGCGUGCGGGCCUCGCUGGCAAGAAGAUGGAGCGCACCCUCUCUGGCUCCACUCGUGGAGGUCUCAGAAAGCAACUCAGGUGUCGCCACCCCAGUCCUGGCUAGAGUAGACGAGGCGGCGAGAAGGCAAGGGAUUUCUGCUGUUCUGGACAGUCAGGCGUAUCACAACGGCUGCUGCCCGCCUCAAGGCUCGACUUUACGUCAGCCUGUGGACGCGGUCCCCCAGUCUCCUAGGAAAUUGGCACGCAAUGCAUCUCUGAGAGCAGCUGCCGUCUCAAAAUUCCUCGCGUCAGCACACGCAGCGAGGAGGAAGUUGAUGCUGAGCGUUGCAUAUGGAGCCGCGAGCGGAACGCUCUCGGGUGCAUGCUUGCUUCUUGCGAAGAGCGGAGUAGAGUUGCUGGUCAAGACGUUUGAAAAAGAUGGAGAAAACCAAUUUGGUAGAUGGCAAAGCUGGGCCAUUGUGGCGACUCUUGGAGCCGCUGCUAUUGCACAGCUGUGGUAUCUCAACAAGGCGCUGAAGCUUUCAGAUCCGACUCUAGUCUGUCCACUAGCGUUCUGUGCCUAUAACGUGGCCAGCAUCAUGCUUGGUCUGAUGUACUUUGAUCAGCUUUCAGCUUUAUCUGCCCUCAGUCUCACUGCUGUUGUUCUCGGAACAGCAGUUCUGCUGACCGGAGUCUUCUUGGUCAGCACGCAUGGAAGCGGCAAGGUACCUAAGCAAGACGCAACUGGAGCCGAAGGUGUCUCAGCGUACGGCUCUAUUGAGCAAGGGGAGCCUGGAAGUCAUUCAGCCCAGGUCGACGAUAUCGAAUCGGGACUUUCCAUUUCCCAAAACAGGCAUGCCAAUGGAGUAGAAGGCGUAUCAUCGCCCGCGUCGAUGGAAAAUGCCACCGAGACCACAGCCCUUCUUGCGUCCAACGCGGCAGGUAUCGCGGGCCCGCAUCUACCCCCUCCUUCCGCUCCAACGCCUCCGUCCAGUGCGCCCGCGCAGCUUGUUGCAUCAGAUGGGUCUCCCCGUACAUCUCCUACGUCAUCACCACUACGCUCGCGCUCUUCCGUUGUCCCUGGCAAGGACGGAAGGCGAAUGGCUUCCUCAGGUGGCAGUAAUGAGGUAUCGAGCCCUCGCAGCCGACGAAGUAGGAGUCGAUCCGCUAGUCUGAUCGGAGGGCUAGGAUUAGUUGUCGAUCCCUCAUUGGCGCACGAACAACGCACAUCGGAAGUAGAUGGACGCGCUCGAUGUUUCUCCGCCUCCCACGCGCAGAACAGUCCAUCGUUCCCACGGGAUCAAGACGAGGGCGUGCAGGAAAUCGUGCUUCCCAUCGAAGGUGCCAGCUCGCACCGUAAUGCAGAAUCCAGCCGUCCUGGCCCGCAGACUGCAUCUCCGCUAAUGAGGUCGAGCUCACAAGGCGGAGCGGUAGGUCACGAGAGCGUUGGCGUACCAUGGAGUCCUAUACAUUCAUCUCGAGCCCUUGCAAGAGGCCUUUAUGCCACGUUUCUCUCGCGAGGACUUUCCAUCGGUCUAUCGCCUUCCAGCCCGGGGUUCUAUAUUCCAGGAGCGGACGCGGCAGAGCAACUGCACGAAGCAACUUAUGCUCGACGAAGCGGCUCUGCCAGGUGGAAUGGUCGGUCAAGGAGAACGGCUAGCGAGGGAGACGCAAGUGCGCUCAACACGAGUGGAAGAGAUUUGGAUGCUCUGGGAGAUCAGUACGCAAGACUGGACUCUUUGGCGGAGGAAAGCGGGUCCGCGUUUGAUCGUGUGGCAAUGCCUGCUCUAGCUGGAGAGCCGGACGUGGCCGUGCCGACGGAGCGCCAGGACUCGGCAAGAACCCUUGAGCAACCUCGGGGAACACCAUCAAGCCAGCAACUAGUCGAUGAAGAAGCUCUGUCCACCAGUCCACCCGAAGCGUCUGGCUCUGCAUGGCAGAACCUCACGAGGGCAGCUAGUCAGACUUUGGACAUUGGCGCGCUCACUCAGAGACUGAGCAGGUUGAGGAGAGGUCUGAGCGGAACCUCUGAGGAGCGCACCUAGAAACAGCUUACAAUCCCCGGCAAGUACAGCACUCCAUGAUAGGUAGACUGCAUCUCCCUGCGCCGUCGCGGCACUUCCUGAACGCCAUUCAAGUCACCUUUGGUCUGUAAUAGCUUGACUUUGCACACUGCGCGGAAUCGCACUCCAAUUAAUAGGAUCCUUUUCCCACUG